AUGUCAGCCAUCGCACAAUCAGCCAUCUCUUUCGCUCCGACGACGACGACGCGCGUCGUCGCUUCCUCCUCUUCGGCCUUGAGCUCGAGAAGAAUGAGCAAAACUAGAAACGCGUUGCGAUUAUCUUCUUCUAUCCCUGCGAGGCACGGAAAGAAAUCGUCUUUGGUCGUUCAAGCGAUCAACCCGCGAUCGGAUGCCGCGGACGCGGGCAAAGGCCAACGCGUCAUGAUCAUCGGCGGCGACGGUUACUGCGGAUGGGCGACGGCUUUGCACUUGUCCCAAAGAGGCUACGAGGUGUCCAUCGUCGAUAACUUGUGUAGACGUCAGUUUGAUGAUCAGCUCGGUUUCAAUUCCUUGACGCCGAUUAAAUCCAUUCACGAAAGAGUUCGCAAGUGGGAAGAAGUUUCCGGGAGAAAGAUUGAGUUGUUCAUCGGCGACGUGUGCGACUACGAGUUUUUGGGCGCAACGUUUGAAAAAUUCAACCCGACUGCCGCGGUACACUUUGGCGAGCAGCGCUCUGCACCGUACUCGAUGAUGGAUAGAUCUCGUGCCAUCUUUACGCAAACGAACAACGUUAUGGGUACCAUUAACGUCUUGUACGCGAUUAAAGAGUUCGCGCCGGAUUGCCACUUGGUCAAACUCGGCACAAUGGGUGAAUACGGUACUCCGAACAUCGACAUCGAGGAAGGUUACUUGACCAUCACGCACAAUGGUAGAACAGAUACGUUGCCGUACCCGAAACAAGGUGGUUCUUUCUACCACUUGUCGAAAUGCCACGACUCUGCGAACAUGUUGUUUUGCACGAAAGCGUGGAACUUGCGAUGCACGGAUAUUAACCAAGGCGUCGUGUACGGCAUCGCAACGGACGAAACGAUGAUGCACCCAGACUUGAUCAACAGAUUAGAUUAUGAUGCCGUCUUUGGCACCGCAUUGAACAGAUUUUGCAUCCAAGCCGCGGUUGGUCACCCGAUGACGGUGUACGGUAAGGGCGGACAAACAAGAGGUUUCUUGAACAUUCGCGAUACCGUGCAAUGCAUCCAAAUUGCCGUCGACAACCCCGCGGAACCGGGAAAGAUGCCAAUUUACAACCAGUUUACGCAGCAAUUCUCCGUGAACGAACUCGCUGGUUUGAUCACCGAAGCCGGUCAGAAAUUAGGAUUGAGUCCGGAAGUUAUUAGCGUACCGAACCCGAGAACCGAAGCGGAAGAGCACUACUACAACGCGAAAAACUCCAACUUGAAAGACUUGGGAUUAGAACCGACUUUGUUGGGCGAUGAAUUGCUCGACACGCUCAUGAAAACCGUGAUUGACUACAAAGAUAGAGUUGACCAGAGAUUAAUCAUGCCGGGUGUGAACUGGAAAGAGUCGCAAAGCGUCGCGAAGAACAUCACCAAGUAA
Messenger RNA from Bathycoccus prasinos, 1398 nucleotides. RefSeq names its product NAD-dependent epimerase/dehydratase. Gene Ontology annotation, molecular function: UDPsulfoquinovose synthase activity. The transcript has 3 exons. Gene Ontology annotation, biological process: glycolipid biosynthetic process; sulfolipid biosynthetic process. Bases 1 to 1398 code for a protein of 465 amino acids. NCBI's taxonomy places the organism in Eukaryota, Viridiplantae, Chlorophyta, Mamiellophyceae, Mamiellales, Bathycoccaceae. The record is from RefSeq and is a predicted model, not a curated record.